Molecule: messenger RNA, 816 nt
Organism: Soboliphyme baturini
Lineage: Eukaryota; Metazoa; Nematoda; Enoplea; Dioctophymatida; Soboliphymatidae
Source: the annotation of a GenBank genome assembly
AUGUUGAUAUUUCGCACAAUUACGUUGUUCGGCAUUGAAAAGCGAGAUAUCGGUUUAGAGAUUAACGCUGAUCGGAUAACCAAGCCACUACAGCGUUAUUACAAUGCCGAACGGGACCACAGACGAACGGGCGAUGAAGCGUGUGGAGGCCUUGGCGUGCUGAGUGAAAAACGCUCGUUUUCCUUCACGUUUACUUCAUAUGAAGAUCACGCUGGAGACGCGAUUGAAAAGCGACGACAGCCUCAGAGUGCCUGCCAUGCCAGUGUCGCGUCGCCGGCGUUGGUGAUUUGGUUAACUGUCUUGUCAAUGGCCACUCUUGGUGAAGACAUCGCGAAGCAUGAACAGCAGUGGACCGAGAAAAGGGAUCACUACAAAGUCGGUCAUCGCGUGUACGAGACGGACCCGUGUCUCAGAGUGAGUGAUCCGCUCGUUGCGUGCUCGACCUCGAAGGUCAUGAACCACCGAAUAGCACGAGGGCCACAUCAGGUAUUCGCCCUAACCAAGAACUGUGCCUCGUGUUUUUCGUCCGAAAAACAUAUCGCAUUCGUCCAACACAUUCGCCUGUUGGGUACCGUUCGCUGGUCCUUUCAGCGACCUUGUUUGAAACUGAGAGUUAGCGAGUAUCAGACAGUUUUGCGAGUUUCGCACGUUGCGUCGGGUGCGCUGGCCAGAGAGGACCUGGGAGCAGUGAAGGAGAAAGAACUGUCGUUGAGAUGUGUCCAGGCCUUCAACGGCGACAAAUCGUUCUGCGCUGACGAGUUCUUGAAUUACACCACUUGCAGGACAAACCUGGUAACAAUUGCUCGAAUUUCGUAA